AUGAAUGCGGAGCUGGUGAGUGCUGGAGUUCGAAAGGGGUUCUUCCGACCGUCGAGAUUUGAAGAAAGGGCGAUGGGGAAGGCGGAAGCUAGAGGUAGAAAGCGGGUGGAGGAGGUGCUGAGGAUCCUAAGGGAGCAGACGCAGCUCACUGUGAAGCAGGUGAGAUGUUCUUACCGGGCUCGUUUACGCUGGGGAGGUGUUCUCCGGUCGUCGGACCUUCUCAUUUCCGACCAUUGCCUCACCUGGCGUGGUUCUUCGUCUUCCUGCUCCGAUGGUGAUCCUGUCUUCGGCGAACCUUCGCAGGAAAAGUUCUGUACCGACGAGUGUGUGGAGAGGUUCCUCAGGGCCAGGGACGACAGCGUGAAGAAGGCGGCGAAGCAAUUGAGGGCGUGCCUCACCUGGAGGGAUGCGAUCGGCAUUGGUUCGUUCAUCUUCCCGUUCCACCAGAACCCCCGCCAUUUCAUGAAACAUGUUUAGGGAUUAGGAUCUCGGUUCUCUUCUCCUGUGAAUCUGCCGUUUUCUCCCAGGAAGAACACUGAAUGCCGGGGAGAUGAGGUUGCAGACGUGACGCUUCUGAUGCUUUCGAAUAUUUUCUCUAACUGAGCAGACCAUCUGAUGGCGGACGAGUUCUCGACGGAGUUGGCGGAAGGCGCCGCUUACCUGGCGGGCCAGGAUGAUGAGGCCAGGCCCGUAAUGGUGAGAAGACACCGAGGAGCUACGAACUCAUUCCGCAUCCUCUUCCUCCGGUCAUCGUAGAUCCGUAACGUCUUCCUUUUCCUCCAGGUUUUCCGGGUAAAGCAGGAAUACCUCAAGCUCCGUUCUCAGAAAUCGUAUGGCCGGACUGAACUCUACUCCUCCGCCCUCCUGCAAUCUUCCUUAAUUUCUUCAAAGGCUCUGAAGCGGGUCGUGCUGCAGGUACACACGGCUGCUGGUGUUCACCAUGGAAGUGGCCAUCUCGUCCAUGUCCAAGCUGGUGGACCAGUUCGUGCUUCUCUUCGACGCCAGUGAGCUCCUCUUUCCCGCAGCCAUCAUUUCACCGCCGUCUUAUCUGUCGCCUGCAAAAUCACCUAGACUAGCGUCGCCGACGGCUGUAGUCCUCUUUCCCGGGAGCGUUACCGACCCUUGUCUGCCCGCCGCCUGAAUCUUUGCCAAAGCCACCUCAACGGCCGCGGAGUCUCGGAUAGUAUUACCCUCAGUUUCUGACGGGAUUACCCUCCCCACUGUCGCUAUGUGAAUCCCGUCGUCUUCUGCACUUGCACCGGCGAGGGCGGAGAACUGGGCCUCGAUGGUGGAGGAAGAAGAUGGCCGACUCCGUCCGUGGGGAGCUCACGGCAGUCAGACUGUGACUGUGGCAUGUAGGACUGAUUAGAAAAAUAUUAUCCUAUUGACUCAAGCGCACCACCAUGGGAGGACCUCGAGGUGUUUGAACAAUCGGCAAGGCGGGAAGAGGGGGGGGAGGGCGAGGAACAGUUUUCGAUUUAUGGAUUAUUUAUUGUUCACUGUUCUUUACCGACCUGAUUCGAAGAUAAGAUAACAUUCAAUGGUGGCAGGGGGUUUCAGAUCGGCGUCGGCUUCCCUCAACCUGUUCAUGGGGACACUGAAGAUCAUCUCCGAGUACUACCCAGGCCGCCUCCACAUGGCCUUCGUCGUCGACCCACCUUCCCUCUUCCCCUAUCUCUGGAAGGUCGGUCCUUUCUCGGUCUGGCUUUUCUCUGCAGCAACAAAGAGGGCCCUCAUCUGAUCCGUCUCCCUGACAGGGCGCCCGCCCGUUCGUUGACCUGUGGACAUCGACGGCGGUGGUCUCCUCCGUCGGCCUCGAGGACUCCGUGGAGGAGCGGCCACCCUUCGCCUUCGCCGCCAUCAACAGCCCUCGGGUCUCCUCCCUCCGCUUCGACCCCUCCACCAUCUCCAGGGCUUCCUCCAGGUUCGGCAGCGGCGGGUCAAGGUCCUCGCGCUUCUCCUUCACCGUCUCCCACAUAGACGCCCUCAAGCCGUGGUAUCUCACCCGCACGGAGCCCUCCGCCGCCAGCCCCUCCCUGAUCGGUGUCUCCCCUCUCAGCGCCCGCUCCUUCUCCUUCGCCUCCCCCGGCGCCAGGUCUGCUUCCACGCCGCAGCACCGGCGCGUCGCCGCCGCCAGGAGCAUGCCCUCAACGCCGUCGUCGGUACGGCCGCCCCCGCCGAGGACGCCUCAGCCGUCGUUCCUGCAGUCGCCGGUGGCGAGAUUCUUCGGAGCGAAGAGAGACGCCCGCCACCACCAGCAGCGGCCUGAGGGACGAGAGUCCUUCCUGCCGUUCCUCAAGUUCUAUCGCCGCCCUUACGACGAGAUUGCGUACAGGGCCAAGAUGCGCCUGCCCCUCAGCGGGCUCAUCUCCGUCGUCUCCCCGCAGAUGAUCCGGCAGCGCCGCCAAUUCAGCCACCAGAGAUCCAGACGGAGUUGA
Molecule: messenger RNA, 2438 nt
Organism: Spirodela intermedia
Lineage: Eukaryota; Viridiplantae; Streptophyta; Magnoliopsida; Alismatales; Araceae
Source: the annotation of a GenBank genome assembly